This is a messenger RNA of Fusarium mangiferae, 378 nucleotides long. RefSeq lists its product as uncharacterized. The record is from RefSeq and is a predicted model, not a curated record. NCBI's taxonomy places the organism in Eukaryota, Fungi, Ascomycota, Sordariomycetes, Hypocreales, Nectriaceae. Bases 1 to 378 code for a protein of 125 amino acids. The transcript has 3 exons.
AUGGUCAAACCGAUCACGUCUAUUACUGUUCUCCUCAGUGUUGCUAGGACAGCUCUUGCUGUUAGCUGCUUAGACAAUCUGCCUGCAAGCGCAUUCGCCAAUGUUAAUGAAGCGGUCGAUUGCAUCAACUACCUUGCCGGCCUUGGAGGUCAGCCAUGCACCGGUACGGUGUCCGGCACCAAUUUCUGCCGGCGCGGGAACACCCAGAUUACUGGUAUAGCUGUUAACGGCGGAAGUUCGACGUCCUCUUGCCAGGACGUUGCUCGAGGUGCGGGACAAAUCAUGGAUAACUGCUCUCGUGGUGAUGGCAAGGUCAAGGGCCAGAACCCCGCUUGGGGCAAUGGUAAUCUGAUAGUUGAUAUCCGCAAUGUUGCUUAG